AAAAAGUAAAAGCACCUAAAUCCUGAAAUAAUAUAAUUUAACAUCAGUAUCACAGCAGAGUUGACUGAAUAAAUGGCCUAAAUCUGGGGUGGGAUUAUUCAUUUGGCAGACGAGAUUUUUUUUAUUCAGUGAAGCCAAUGCAACAGAAAUAAUUUACAGCAUGCUACAGCUUAUCUUGAAUAACAGACAAUUAUUAUAAAAAUAAAUAAAUAAAUCAAUUCACUAGGAACCUCAAUAGCUUGUAAUAUUUAACAUGACCAUUUUACUUUGAUUUAAUCUGAAGUAGCUCUCACAGACAGCAAAAAGUCAUGAAAUGACCCUCUCACGUCUGCAUUUCCAGCUAACCCAUCGUUUCCACCCACCUAUUUUCUCGCAUCCAUGCUAUCUGUGUCAAAAGAGAGUAAUUAUUGCCUCCAUUAUGUUUUAGUGAGCAUAAUACCGCCCCUUCACACACCCCGGCCGUCUACAUCAUGAGUAGAAACGCUCUAACCUUCAUCCCCUCAUUUCUGCUUGGACUCGGCCCCCCGCUCUUCUCCUCUUCCUCCUCCCAUUCUCGCCGUCUGCCUGUUGUUCACUGCCCCAAAUCAUGACGAUCAUCCCAGCCCAGUGGGAAUGACCUCCUCCCAGCCAUUCACAUCUGUGUCUGUCAGUGCAUCCACAGGCAGCAGCAGCACAUAUUUAUCCAGAGGAACAGCAGCAGCAGCAUUUCCCCACUCAUCCUCCACCACCGAGAGACAAGGAGAUGCUUAACAAUCAAUGUUACGGACUUUAGUGCGGUUGUCACAACUUGAGCUGUUUUUACUUCGAGUCUUCUUAAGAAAACCCAUCCAAAAACAAUGCAGAAGAUGUUACUACUACUUUGAGGAUUAUAUCAUUUAAGAUCGGGCUUGUGACUGGAUGAAGAAGAGCCAUCUAGCCACGCAAUUCCUGAGAGUCUGCUAGAGGGGAAAAGGUUUGGGAUGGGUGACUGUCUGACCAAGCCAGAUCUGUAGAUGGAACUAUCCCCUGCAAAGAAAAUAUGAAGAAUACACAGAAAAUUGUAUCAGUUUUCUAAGCGAUCAGCGGUAACAUGAUGAACAUGGAUAUUCAAAAUUUAACCGCCAGUGGAAAUGUCUCUGCUGUCCUACCUGCCCCAUACAGUCUGUUGGAAGUCAUAACCAUUGCAACAGUAUCAGCUGUCGUGAGUCUCAUCACAAUAGUGGGCAAUGUUCUGGUGAUGCUCUCUUUCAAGGUCAACAGCCAACUUAAGACUGUUAACAACUACUACUUACUCAGUUUAGCUUUUGCAGACCUCAUUAUCGGUGUGUUCUCAAUGAACCUGUACACAUCUUACAUUCUCAUGGGAUACUGGUCUUUAGGAAAUAUAGCAUGUGAUCUGUGGUUGGCACUUGACUAUGUUGCAAGUAACGCAUCUGUGAUGAACUUGCUGGUCAUCAGCUUUGACAGAUAUUUUUCUAUUACAAGACCACUUACCUACAGGGCUAAACGGACCCCGAAACGUGCAGGCAUCAUGAUUGGCAUGGCAUGGUUGAUAUCGUUUAUAUUAUGGGCUCCACCCAUUCUGUGCUGGCAGUACUUUGUUGGAGAGAGAACGGUUCCUCCUGACCAAUGCCAGAUCCAGUUUUUCUCAGAACCCAUAAUCACAUUUGGUACAGCCAUAGCGGCCUUUUAUGUACCGGUAUCCAUCAUGACAAUCUUAUAUUGCAAAAUCUACAAAGAAACAGAAAAACGUACUAAGAACUUAGCAGAACUCCAAGGAUACCCAUCGCUGGACAGCCACGAAGACCCUAAAGUCCGAAAGCCAAUACUACGAUGCUUUAGCUUUAAAAGCAAGAGGGAUGGGACUCAAGCAUCUUGGUCAUCGUCCAACCAGAGUUACGUAACUAGGACAACAUUGCAGUCAGAAGACCUGUGGACAAAAUCAGAGCAGGCCACCAACCUGAACAGUUACACAUCAUCAGAAGAUGACGAGCGGUCCGUUUCUGAAUCAACUCCACGUGAAUCCUUCAAGAACCAAGAAUCGACUGUCAACAAAAAUGGCCAGCUGGUCUGUUAUGAAGACAGCAAAUACCUAAGUGAGCUUGCAAAAUGCUCCCAGACGAACAAUAAAAAAUGCAUGUCAUACAAGUUCAAGCCAAUCCUUAGCGACAUAACUGCUUUGCAAGGUGGUACCGAAGCUGAUAAAACAAACACAGAUCACUGUCAGUCCUCAGAGCCACAGGCUCCUUCAUCCACAUCCUCUUCUACCAAACCAGAAGAUCCAAACUUGAAGAUCCAGAUGACCAAACGGAAACGAAUGGUCCUUAUCAAAGAGAAAAAGGCUGCUCAGACUCUCAGUGCUAUUCUUCUGGCUUUCCUCCUCACCUGGACCCCAUACAACAUCAUGGUGCUCAUCUCCACCUUCUGUUCUGAAUGCAUCCCAGUGUCCCUCUGGCAUCUGGGCUACUGGCUCUGCUAUGUCAACAGCACCAUCAACCCCAUGUGUUAUGCUCUAUGCAAUAAGACCUUCCAGAAGACCUUUUGGAUGUUAGUCCUCUGCAAAUGGAAGAAGAACAGAGGAGAGGAGAAACUGUAUUGGUGUGGACAAAACCAUUAAGCAACAGCAGAGAUGGCAGAUUGUAGAGCGUGAACGAUCGUUAUAUUAAAUGGGCAUUAAAAUUACAUUUUAGCUUAUGUUGUGCAUUACAGAGCAUUACCAUGUUCUAGGCAAUAUUUUGUGUACAUAUUGUUUAUAUUGCCAUUUUGAUUUUUAAAAAAUGCUAUAAUGUAUUAAAAUAUAAUUUAGCUUCUGUUUUCAAAGUUUAAAGACCACUUAACAUGUUUACACAACAGUGUGUUGUACUAUUGUGAAAUGCCUUAAGGCUAUGAAUGGUGAGGAUAUGGAUUGUGAACUUAUAAAUACCCAACACACAGUGUUUAUUAUAUGAUUAACGUUUUGUGAUAAAAUUAUUUUUAUAUAUUGUAAGCCUUGGUCAUGUCAGUGACACUGCAUGCAUAGAACGUUUAUUGAAAUAUCUGGUGUGCAAAGCAAUGUUGUUGUAUUAUGUUUGUAGAACUGGACAGUGGUUGAUAUGGAUAUUCAGAUUUUAUUUGGACCUGCCAAAGCAUCGCUGUAGAGAAAUACACCCAAAGAGAUUGUAGCUUCCCUCUGGAUGUAAAAUUCACUCAUGGCAGAGAUUCAAUCACAUUUUACAGUUCUGCAGCAUCCCAGUGUGCACUGAUCAAUAAUAUAAAAAAAAGUCUUUCAUAAUUGUUGUGCCAAGAGAUAGAUCUGAACUUACUUAAACAUUACCACAUCAUAUAAACACAGUUAUAAAUGUUGCCUGGUUGUUUUCCAUUCUGUUUACUAAGUCUCUACUCUUUCUGUUGUAAUGGCGUGCCAUUUUAUUUGAUGUGAAAUAAAUGUUUUAAAA
Molecule: messenger RNA, 3413 nt
Organism: Puntigrus tetrazona (Sumatra barb)
Lineage: Eukaryota; Metazoa; Chordata; Actinopteri; Cypriniformes; Cyprinidae
Gene: chrm5b
Product: cholinergic receptor, muscarinic 5b
Exons: 2
Coding region: 1070-2596 (508 amino acids)
Biological process (GO): chemical synaptic transmission; adenylate cyclase-inhibiting G protein-coupled acetylcholine receptor signaling pathway; G protein-coupled receptor signaling pathway, coupled to cyclic nucleotide second messenger
Cellular component (GO): dendrite; plasma membrane; synapse
Molecular function (GO): G protein-coupled serotonin receptor activity; G protein-coupled acetylcholine receptor activity
Source: RefSeq, a predicted model, not a curated record